CACCUAGCCAGUAACUUCCUGCACUAAGUUAUUCUUCAGCAGAUGUUCUGCAGCUGAGUUCCUAAUGACGGUGCAAGACACCAGCGUGCUCUGCUCAUGAACGCUGGACUCGAGACAGAGUGGGAAAGAUUGGCACUGCCCGACAGCUGAUCACCACCAGCUCCUAAAUAUGAUGAAAAAUAACAUGUUAGCUAAGGCCCUGUAUGACAACAAAGCAGAAUGCUCGGAUGAACUGGCGUUUCGUAAAGGUGACAUACUAACGGUGUUAGAGCAGAAUGUAUUCGGAAGUGAAGGGUGGUGGAAGUGUUAUCUACAUGGUCGCCAGGGUCUUGCCCCAGCCAACCGCUUGCAGAUCUUCUCCGCCACACAGAAUGAAAUCCUUUUCACGCCAACCCAUUAUGGGUCUCUCAAGAGGCAACCAAGUCCACAGAACAUCUACCAGGUUCCUACAACACCUAAAGCAGAAAAUGUUUCCAUGUAUGAGCCGAUGGACCGCAUUCAUAUAACCCCUCCGUCACCGAGCUUGGGUUCAGGAGAAGUCUAUCAAAGUCCGGUUUCACCACUGGUCUUGUACGAUAAAGCCAGCAGCUCUACCAGUCAGCAUUUGUUUACUCUUCCGAGAGCGAUCAAAGCUUCGAACCCCACAUCUAUCUCCAAGGAGGAGCUCUACGACACCCCUCCGUCAAAAUUCUGCACCACUGGUUCCCCGCAGGAUUGUAAAACCCCAUCACCAGUGGACCGAAGAUCUCCAGUAUUUUCAUCAACCGAGCAGAUGCAGCAGCAGAUCUAUGAUAUCCCGUCCAGCCCUGACACUCUAGGAAGACUAAGUUCAAAGAACCCAAGAACUGCAAAUAUAUACACGGUUCCCCCAAGCAGCUUGUUGCAUAAGAAGAAUGGAAAUGAGGCUUUAUCUGUAGGUCCUAAUUACAAUACUCUUCCAAAUCCAAGAAAAUCAGAGUGGAUUUACGAUAUCCCAGUUUCGCCAGAGAAAAAAAAUCAAAAGGCUAGCAGCCAUGUUAUUUCCACGGAUAGCCAGAUCAUCUAUGACGUCCCACCAACUCGGUAUGGAUUUGAGGCGCCAGUGAAGGUAGACAAUAGCAGCGGCAUGGGUCAAAUAUAUGAUAUACUUCCAAAUCAUAAAAAAUCAGCAUCUGCAGAUCAAACCCUUUAUGAUGUCCCAGCUUCUCGUGAUAGUUUACCUGUACAACAAAAUGGAGGUUUCAACAAGUUGUCUUCAAGCUUUGGCAGACCACUCUUAGAGAAAGUGGAUGCAAAGGAAAAUGUUUAUGAUAUUCCACGAGGGUUGUCAACACCUUUACAUGAAAAAAGAAAGAUGAGCAGCCCUUUUCCUGAUAAAUGUAUUUACGAUGUUCCUCCUACUUUGCCGAGGAACUUUAAACUAUCCAGCAGGAGAGUAGAACAUGACAGAGCAUCCAUUUCGAGCUCAGAAAGCCGAACCAGCACCUUAUCAACUUCUUCAACGGCAUCUUGUGAGUCAUUCACAUCCUCGUCUUCUGAAGAGUCCACAAAGGAGGUGAUUCUGGAGCAUGAAGCGUCCAUCAAGAAGAUAACCCAGCUGCAAGAACGGGUAUCUACCUCGAUAGCAAGUCUCAUGAUCUUUGUGAGUAGCAAGUGGAGAUUGCAAGAGCACAUGGAGGCCAACCUUGAAGAAAUACACCGGGCUGCUGACAAUAUUACAUUGUCAUUAGGGUUGUUUGUGGACUUUGCACACUGCAUUAAGGCCAAUGCAUCCCAGUUAACUGACAGUAACAUUCAAUUACGGAUUAUCCAGCAGUUGUCCACUCUAACAGACUCUUUAAAAACUUUGCUAUGUCACCAAGAAGCCAUAAACCUUUGCAACUGGUCACUGCAGAAAAUGGUUGUGAGCAAGUCCCACACAAAUCCAGAUGACCUAGACCACUUUGUCAUGGUGGCCAGAACAAUUCCAGAUGACAUCAAAAGAUUUGUGUCCAUCAUCAUAGCAAAUGGAAAGCUAUUAUUCAAGAAGCAGGAAGUGGUUAAAAAGACCAGACCCCAGAAAGAGCGUUUAAUGGCACGAAAGCUCCAAAUGCCAGCUCACAAGGAAACCAAAGUGCUUCAGGAAUCUGUAAAUAAAGUAGAGGCAAAUACAAAGGACAGAAAAUGUCAGCUCCCCAGACAAAAAGCGAUAGAAGACAACGAUUAUGUCCACUUGCAGAAAAAGAAGGACUUUGAGAGAAUGAAGUCUUCAGGCUCUCAAAAGCAAUCGGAAAUGAAACCCCAGCUUUCAGAAAAGGAGCCAGCUGUAACUUCACCCGAACAAGACACCUUGCAGAAGUUGGAAUCACCGAAAAGAAUCCCUCUCUCGGAGCACUGUCAUCUAUACUUUAGAGCUCUGCAGAAAGCGAUUGGUGUGUUCAAGACUAGCUUGAAUACAAACCAGCCUCCGGAGAUCUUUAUAACUCACGGCAAGCUAAUCAUCAAGGUGGGACAAAAACUGGUCGACCAACUCUGCCAAGAAGUGAAAGCGAACGAAUCUCGUAAUGACGUUUUAUUUAAGAGUAGCGAGCUUUGCAGUCUUCUUAAGAACUUGGCAAUGGCCACCAAGACAGCUGCGAUUCAAUAUCCAAACACAGCUGCCAUGCACGAACUUCACAGCCGGACAAAUGAGCUUUCGGACCAUACACACUUAUUCCGGUCAAUGGUGGAAUGACAACUUCAUCAGUAGUGACAUUUGAGGCACUGGCCUUCUAACUCUACCUACCCCUCAACUUUGGACCUACAAAAUUUUAUUCUAAUAAGUGCCUAUUCAGAGAAAAUUUGUCAUUAAAAUGACGAAAAAAAGACAUUAGACUCAGAUAAAGAUUUAUGAACUAUUUUCUAUUUUUUUAUAUUGCUGUUUUUAAAAAAAAAAAAAAAAUCUAUUUACAGUACAAUGUGUGGUCAAGGAGGCACAUCCAAUCUUCACUCUGCAAACGGUUUUAACAUUUUAUAACAUAAGUGUAUACUACAAAAUGCUGUGCAGUGCAUUAAUUAGUGUUCACGUAUUUGAUAACAGGUUGAUUGGCGCAGGAAGACGUAUAGCAUAGUGUAGUGAUACGAAAAAUCAAUUCUCAAGCCCUGUUCGGGUUUUAAUAAUAUCACUGUCUGAUGGAGCCACAUGCUAACUUUUUAAUGUAUCUCCUAUGUGAUCAUUAAUUAAUUCAGAAGGCAUGAUGAUUCAUUUACAUUUUUAGUAGCAAUACACUAGAUUAAAUGACUGUUUCAUUAACGCAACGUGGGCGAGGAGUCAUAUGUUAUUGAAUAUUUCACAGUUAAUAUUGUGGGAAAAAGGUAGACGCAGAUUAUAAUUAAAUUAACUAAUUUAAAAGAGAUUAGAUUAUA
Molecule: messenger RNA, 3363 nt
Organism: Pelobates fuscus (common spadefoot toad)
Lineage: Eukaryota; Metazoa; Chordata; Amphibia; Anura; Pelobatidae
Gene: CASS4
Product: Cas scaffold protein family member 4
Exons: 7
Coding region: 170-2692 (840 amino acids)
Biological process (GO): cell migration; cell surface receptor protein tyrosine kinase signaling pathway
Cellular component (GO): plasma membrane; cytoplasm
Molecular function (GO): protein binding
Source: RefSeq, a predicted model, not a curated record